Messenger RNA from Volvox carteri f. nagariensis, 1938 nucleotides. RefSeq lists its product as uncharacterized. Gene Ontology annotation, cellular component: plasma membrane. Gene Ontology annotation, biological process: urea transmembrane transport. The transcript has 8 exons. Gene Ontology annotation, molecular function: urea transmembrane transporter activity. The record is from RefSeq and is a predicted model, not a curated record. The annotation marks the transcript as partial. NCBI's taxonomy places the organism in Eukaryota, Viridiplantae, Chlorophyta, Chlorophyceae, Chlamydomonadales, Volvocaceae.
GGACCAACUGUGUUGCCUGAGGAGCUCGGCUGGUUUAUCCUGGCCGGUUUGGGUGCUGUCUUCGCCUUCAUACCGACGUGCUUAAUCUGGCUUGACAGGCGCUUCGGUGGCUUCGGUCGCGAUUCGGAGAGCUUCUCUACAGCCGGUCGAAGCAUUAAGGCCGGUUUAACUGCUUGCGACAUCGUCGCCAAGUGGACAUGGGCGGCGACGUUGCUCCAGUCCACAAACGUGGCUUACUCGUUCGGCGUGUCGGGUCCUUUCUGGUACGCGGCAGGCGCCACCGUGCAAAUCCUCCUUUUCGCCAUCCUGGCUGUGGAAGUCAAGCGCAAGGCGCCCACCAUCCACACCUUUUUGGAGAUCAUUCGCUGCCGCUGGGGCACCACCGCUCACGUCAUCUUCACCGUAUACGGCUUCCUGACCAACAUCAUCGUCACGGCCAUGCUUAUCCUUGGUGGCGCAGCCGUGAUGGAGGCGCUGUCCGGCGUGUCGGUGUAUGCCGCGUCCUUCCUCAUCCCUGCCGGUGUGGUCAUCUACACCGCGGCCGGCGGACUCAAGGGCACGGUCGUGGCUGAGUGGCUCAACGUCUGCGUCAUUUACAUAGCCAUGUUGGUUUUCAUGUUCCAGGUGUACGCAACACACGAGGACCUUGGCUCCAUCGCCACCGUGUACAUACGGCUGCGGAUGGUGGAAAUUAAGCACCCAGUAGCCGACAACAUGGGCGGCUCGUACCUGACCAUGUUCUCCAAGAAGGGCAUUAUCUUCGGCAUCAUCAACAUCAUUGGCAACUUCGGCACGGUGUUCGUAGAUCAGUCGUACUGGCAGGGCGCCAUCGCCGCCAAGCCCUCCGCUACCUACCGCGGCUACCUGCUGGGCGGCCUGUGCUGGUUCGCCAUUCCCUUCACCUUCGCAACAACCAUGGGACUGGGCGCGAGGGCACUGGACCUGCCCGUCAGUCGCACUGAGGCUGACCGGGGUUUGGUUCCUGCUGCCCUUGCGGUGCACCUCAUGGGCAAGGGGGGAGCCUUCCUGAUGACCCUGCAAUUGUUCAUGGCCGUGACCGCCACCGCCUGCGCGGAGCAGAUGGCCGUCGCCACCAUUGUCGCGUACGAUAUUUACAAGCCGUACAUCAACCGAAAUGCUGAUGGCCGAACUAUGGUCAUGCUACAGCGGGUCAUGGUGGUGACCUAUGCGGUCAUCUCCGGUGUUGUGUCAGUCAUCCUGCUUAAGCUCAACGUCUCUCUUAACUGGGUUUAUCUCUUCAUGGGCAUCGUGAUUGGCUCGGCCGUGUUCCCCAUCGCUGCCUCUCUCACCUGGGCCAAGUGCUCUGCCAAAGCUGCUUGCAUCUCAGCCAUCGUCACCACCCCGCUCGCCAUCAUGACCUGGCUCAUUACCGCGGCCAAGCUCAACGAUGGCGUCAUCAACCUGGACACCACGGGCCAGGACUACCCCAUGCUCGCGGGCAAUCUCGUGGCGCUCUUCUUCUCAAUGAUUCUUUGCAUCAUCCUGUCGUACAUCUUCCCACAGGACUUCGACUGGGCUGAGCUGCGCAACAUCCCAGUCAUCGAGUCCGACCCCAACUCCGACCCCAACAACUUCGAGGGGGAAGACUCCCCCGAGGCGCUGAAUCGGGUAAUCCGCUUCACCUGGGCCACCGGCGGUAGCCUCACCCUCAUCUUGCUCGUCCUGUGGCCCAUCCUGGCGCUGCCUGCGGGUGUCUUCAGUGAGGCCUACUUUACUUUCUGGGUGAUGGUGGCUUUGGUGUGGGGCAUCGUGGCCUCCGCGGUAUGCAUCAUGCUGCCCGUCAUUGAGGCCAGCGAUGUGGUGGUGGCGGUGCUACGAGGCCGGCGCCUGUCCAGCAUCAGCAACAGCUCCCCGCAGCAUAGCAAGGAGACCACCGCGCACCUGGACCAGCCGACGUCCACACGCUUGCGGACGUGA